AGAGGGUGGUGUGUUGAUGUUGAUGUCAGCAUGGAGGGAGUUGAGGAUCAGCCUGCUGGGUCUUCUGUUGGGAUGACAGCUGAUCCCGCCGUGGCGUAGAUGACCAUCGGGAUCGGAUCAACUGCGGCGUGUGAUCCGAGUAAUGACAGGCCUAAUCCGAUGUUUGUUUUCUAAGCAACGUUGAACGAUACAACGUUAAUGGCAGAAGGGAAAAGCACACGAGCAUCCACUGGAUAGUGAAAGUUCCCUUGCUGUCGGUUUUUAGUCGAGUCUUUUCAGCAAAGCUGUCUAACCGCAUUGAGGGCGUUUGCGGUCUCGCAGGUGAUGAGUGAACAUGGAGGCUGGAUCGGUGGUACGUGCCGUGUUUGAGUUCCUCCCCAGCGUCUCUGAAGAACUCCCUCUGUUUACUGGAGAUGUCAUUGAAGUGCUCAGUGUUGUUGAUGAAUUUUGGCUGCUCGGAAUCAAAGAUGGAGUCACAGGCCAGUUUCCCAGCACUUUUGUGGAACCUGUUACAAUCCCAAGCACCAAGACAGGAGAGAAUCUGUAUGUGUGCAUCAAUGACUUUAACUCUGUGGAAGCUGGAAACUUACCACUAAAGAGAGGUGAUGUAGUUGCUGCUGAAGGCAGUGUGGAUGCUGUGUGGAUAAGAGGGCAUAAUGCAUGGGGCUCACGUGGGAUCUUCCCUUUGUCUUGCGUUAAAGAGCUGGAGCUUUCUGGUCGUUCCAGGCAGCUGUCAGAGCGUAGUGCAGCCGCCCAGGCCUCUGAGCUCCCCCCACAUGCACUGGGCCAGGCCCGUGCCCUCAUGAGCCUUCACGCCCAGCUGGACGAGGAGCUAGACUUUCGAGAGGGUGAUGUCAUCACCAUCAUAGGCCUGCCAGAACCUGGCUGGUUCCAGGGAGAGCUGUCCGGCAGGACGGGAGUUUUCCCUGAGGGCUUUGUGGAGUUGCUCGGACCCCUUCGCUCACCUCUGGAGGAGCCUGAACCUCAGACCCUGGAACAGUAUCCUGCUUACAGCAUGGAAGAAGAAGAGAAGAGGGAGGAGGAAGAGCGGGAUGAGGAAAUUCCAGAAAUGGAGAUUCAACAACAGCAAGAGGAAGAGGAGGAGGAGGAAGAAGAGGGAGCUGUAUACGGUAUCGCUCUUUAUGAGUUCCGGGCCCUUGAGCCAGGUGAGCUGGACUUUGAUGUCGGUGAUAGGAUUCGAAUCCUCGCUACGCUGGAGGAUGGGUGGUUAGAGGGGCAAAUACGUGGCAGAAGAGGAGUUUUUCCCCAUCGAUUUGUCAAAAUGGAUGGGCAGCUGCAAAUCGUCCCACAAACUGAGACUUUAACAAGUGAAAUUAGUGUACCUGAGAAAGAAGAAGAACGUUACACUCCCGAUUAUACCUCAGUUCAACAAGAUCGCUCGGUUCCAGAAUAUGAGCAAGAGUGGACUACCCAGGAAGACCACACAGUGUGGGACCUGGAUUACUUUGAGCGCCGGGAGGAGGAAAGAAAGGAUGACCACGUGCGCUACAUGCACUCCGAUCAAAGUUCUCAAGAGAGAGGAACGACUGCAAGUCAAUCACAGGUUCAGUCACAAGAAAGAAGGCGAGAAAGACCCCCACCCCCUCACACGCAACCCCACAGAGCGAGUAGCUCAGCCCACAGAGGAGUUCGAAGGACCAGAAUGGGCAGCCCCAAUCUGGGUAGACCCCAGCUGCCCCCCAGGCCAAGCCUUCAUGCUCUCAGCAACCGGCAAUACAGCAACGGUUCUCACACCAGUUUACGAGAACCUCCCCCAGCACCCAUCACGAGGAACCAGAGUCUUAAUCUUCCUGCCAGAACCUCACCUAUUUCCACCUGGACAAGAAACAAUGGUAGCUAUGCCUCUCAUGACAGCAGAAACCCCUUCAGCAGUAAAACCUCUGGUGAGAAGAACAGGCAGAAAAAGCUAACUCGACACGCAAGCGUCAAUGAUUCGGACCUAAUAUCCGGUGGCCGCAGCGACCACAGGGCAUGGUCUCAAGGACAGGGUUCAAAUGGGUUACCGACAUCUCAGACAAUGGGAAUUUUGGCUGUGUCAGCUGGGGAUCUUGAAGCCAAGCUUUCUGAGCAACUGAUAGAAUUCGAAAGGAGCUUGCCGGUUCGUGGCAAUGGAGCCACGGAACAGAGCCGAUGGGAGGAGGUUAGUGGAGGAUGGGGCAACAAAGUUUCCCGUCACUUCUCCAUUAUGGACUACAGCGAUGAGAAUGAUAUAAUCCGUGGCUCCUCCCACUCUUCGAUGGAACGCCUGUUACCCGCCACUUCCUCUCCCUCUGGCUCCGCCUCCUCCUCUUUGGAAAGACGGAAAACGCUACGCCCACCUCCUCCUCGACCUCGGGUCCUUAGGCCACCAGCACCUACAAACUCGCAUUGUCCUCAGACCAAUGGUCGUAUUGCUCCUCAGCCAUACAGACCCGCACGUCCAGCGCCACGGCCACCUCCUCCGUGCCCACGCACCAACCCUCGCCCCCCUCCAGCAGUUUCCAAUCCAUUCUGCAACUCGCCAGAAGAGGAAGAGACUGUUGAAGAGGUGGAAGAGGCAGAGGAUGCUCUGGAGACAGAGAAAGAGAUGGAGAGAGAAAGAGAGAGGGAACAGGAGCAAUACAGUUUGCUCCUGAGGUUGGAGGAGGUGGAAAGAGACAUUGAUAUGUAUUCUCACACAGCCCAGGAGCUGCAGGCCAUGCUGGAAGAAGAGCAGGAUGAGACUUCGAGACAACAGGCUCUGGAGAAUCUGGAAUUCUGCACCUACACCAUGGAGACACUAACCCUGGAACAGCAGCAGCUGCAAGAGAUGACCCUGCUCGCCUCCCAGCCAAAGUCUCUGGAAUCAUCCCCGGCAUCAGCAGCCACCGCUGAAGACCCUGAACAAAGGAUGCUGGAGAAAAGAUUGAAGGUCAUCGAGGAGCUUCUGCAGACAGAACAUGACUACAUCAAGGAUCUUCAGAUGUGUGUGAAGGAGAUCAUUCUGCCUUUGCAGAAGAAACAGGUCCAGAAUAUUGAUUUUGAUGGUCUCUUUGGAAACAUCAACUCUGUUAUUGACCUUUCCCGUCGACUCUACAAGACCCUCCAGGACACUGACUCAAUAGGUCAAGUGUUCCUGGACUACAAAGGUGAGUUGGAGGAGGUUUACAAGAUCUAUUGCCAAAAUCAUGACGACGCCAUCUCUUUACUGGAGACCUAUGAGAAGGAUGAGAACAUCCAGAAGCACGUAUUGGAAUGUCUAGAGAAGCUCAGAGGGAUAUACCGUGAGUGGGGAAAGACAAACUACAUUAAUCUGGGUUCCUUCUUGAUAAAGCCAGUUCAGAGAGUGAUGCGUUACCCCCUGCUCCUGAUGGAACUACUCAACACCACUUCAGAGUCACACCACGACAGGAAGCAGCUCGCCGAGGCUGUGGUGUCAAUCAAAGAGAUCAACGUCAAUAUCAAUGAAUACAAAAGGAGAAAGGAUCUUGUGGUGAAGUACCGCAAAGGCGAUGAAGACAGGCUCAUUGACAAGAUCUCAAAGCUGAGUAUGCACUCCAUCAUCAAGAAGUCAAACAGAGUGAGCAGCCAUUUAAAGCACCUGACUGGGUUCUCACCUCAGAUCAAAGAUGAAGCUUUUGAUGAAGCAGAGAAAAGAUUCAGACUUCAGGAGAGACUCAUCAAAUCCUUCAUCAGGAACAUCUCCCUCUAUCUGCAGCAUAUAAGGGAGUCAGCCUCAGUAAAGGUGCUGGCAGCCAUCAGUUUCUGUGACAUCUACACAGAGCGGCAACAGCAAAUGGAUCCUGAACGUUUCCAAAGAGCGCAUCGAUGCAUCAGCGACAAAGAGUUCACGGAGUUUAAGGAGAGGACAGAAGACCUAGUCAUCACUCCCCUCAACCAGCUGCUCAGUAUGUUCGCCGGUCCCCACAAACUGAUCCAGAAACGUAGAGACAAGCUGCUGGACUACGACAACUGUAAGGAGCGUGCAGAGAGGCUGAAGGACAAGCGCGUGCAGGAGGAGCUGCAGGCGGCGAGGAAUAACUACGAAGCAUUGAACGCCCAGCUGCUGGAUGAGCUGCCCAAGUUUCACAGCGCGGCAGAAGAUCUGUUCACCAGCUGUGUGAGGAGCUUCGCCCAAGCCCAGAGAGAUUUCGUUUCACUCACGCUGGGUGAACUCACACCACUACUGCAGCUAUCUGGUUUUGGUGGCACAGAGGGAAAUCUGGUGUCCUUGUUCCAAGAAGAGCACACACGAGUGUUGGAUUUACUUCAGAGCUUCAGUUUCUUUCCCGAUAAUCUUCCCACUACUGUACGCAAGCCUUUUGAGAAGAAGACUCUGGAGAAGCAGAACACCAAGAAGCAACAAGGCCCUCCAAACUAUGUACUACAGACGGAUGAGCACCGAGCGGGGCUUCUGGCAAGAUACGUCCCAGAGAAACUCUUCCAGGCUGAAAGAAAUUUUAACGCAGCACAGGACCUGGAUGUGUCUGUACUGGAGGGAGACAUAGUGGGUGUCAUCAAGCAGCAAGACCCCAUGGGCAGCCAGAACCGCUGGCUAAUAGACAAUGGAGUUACGAAGGGCUUUGUAUACAGCUCCUUCUUAAAGCCCUACAAUCCACGCAGGAGUCAGUCGGAUGUUUCCAUUGAGAGCCAAUCAUCAAACGAGUCGGGCUACGGUGGCUCUUCUCCCAUGUUCUCGCGGCAGAAUAGUAACAGCACUCUGACUUUCAACCAGGACACAUCGACCGUCAGCUUCUCAACGGCGGCGGCGACAGCUCCACUCCAAUCACACACUCGCCCUAAUCAGGAGACCACCCCAAGGAAAAACAGAGAGGCUUCCUCAACCAACUACUCCUCCGCCAAUCAGAGGGAUUCCCUUGACCCUACCUACAGAAAUUUGCCCAAUCUCAAAGAACUGUCAGAGACAGCCAGUCGAAAUAACAGGGAACUCUCAGAGCCUUCAUACCGAAAACCCACCAAUCACAGAGACUCUUUAGACUCUGAUCAAAACACUCCUACCAAUCACAGAGAUCUCCCAGACUUCUCUGAGACCGAUUCUUGUUCCUCCAUUAAGAAUUCUAAGAACUCCAGGUAUGAAUCAUCUUCAAGGUAUCACGACUCGCGCGGCUCACAGCAAAAACAAAAUGGAGACUAUUCGGAACAGCAGAGAAGAACACAGCACCCUCCUGAGGAGUAUGUAGAUCCAGAGCCUGAACCUGAGAUUGAUGGACACCAGAUAUAUUACGCUCUUUACUCCUUCAGUGCACGGUGUGCAAAUGAGCUCAGCAUUUCAGCCAAUCAGCGGGUCCGAAUCCUUGAGUUCCAGGACAUGAAUGGCAACCAGGAGUGGUGGCUGGGGGAGGCAGGAGGACGGAGGGGUUACGUCCCAUCCAACUACAUUCGCAAAUCUGAGUACACAUGAGCUGCACAUUUGUACAAGGGAAAUCCCCAAAAGUACCCUAGACCACUACAGGUCAACUCAUUAAAGGGGAAAACACUACAAAAAGGACAUUAUUGUGCCUUAACUAUAGAGGAGAUGCACUGACGUGGUGAACUGGUCAUUGCUACUGAUACCCUUCAUAUUGAUUUCAAUAUAUAGUCCACAAAUGAAUGUAACUCCUGAGCGCCUCCUAGUGCUCAUAGAGCAUGGUGCAUGUGGAAAUUUAAAUAAUGGAGUGAAAAAAGAUUUUUUUUCUGAGAAGCAGUUCAAUGUCGGAUUCAAUGGUCUGACAUGUUCUGCUGUUCUCGGAUAUUCCAUUUAUAGUGUUAGCGCUUAAGUGCUCCGUAGAGAGCAUAGAUCUCAUUUGAUGUGUAGGAGUGGAGUGGAGGAUUUGUUUUGGGCAUGUGCGAUUCACACUGGAAGGAAAUUAUGGGAUUGAUAUUCCAGGACUGGCGUGAUAGUGAUGCUCGUAAGUAAGUGUGCGAGAGAGAGUGAGUGAGUGUGUGUUUGUUUGCCAGUAAGAAACGUAUUUGUUUGAGUGUGUGCUGUGUUUUGAGAAGUUGCCUCCCUUCAACUGACAAUCGUGCACCUAGAAAAGAGAAAAACAAUUCUGUUGGGUAUUAAUGAAUGCGAACAAAACCAUUUAUGUGAAGUGUUUUGAUUUACUCCCUAUUGUGGCUCCCAGAAGAUAACAAUAUUACCACUGGUGACCAUGUCAUAUUCCUGAAAAUAUGAAUGAAAUGCAAGAGACACUUUUUUAUGGUACAGUGUUUUUUUUAUUUACCUUUUUACUUUUUGAUAGCAUUGUUAACUUUGCCACUUGCACUUGAAUGCAUUUACAAGUUAAUACUGACAUGUUUUGAGCAGUUGUGAGUUCAAGGCACCAGUGAGCUCAUUUGAUGUGAUGCACCAACAGAUGAUCUCUGAAUAUUUAUCUCUCAUGCUGUAUAUACUGAGAAUGAACUUCUGCACUCCAGUGUCAACUGAUCUUGUUUCUCCUCUUUUAAAUAAAAAUCAGUUGAAAAACAA
This is a messenger RNA of Megalobrama amblycephala (Wuchang bream), 6448 nucleotides long. Its product is annotated as dynamin binding protein. Gene Ontology annotation, cellular component: cytoplasm. Bases 335 to 5401 code for a protein of 1688 amino acids. The transcript is spliced from 17 exons. Gene Ontology annotation, biological process: intracellular signal transduction. The record is from RefSeq and is a predicted model, not a curated record. Gene Ontology annotation, molecular function: guanyl-nucleotide exchange factor activity; protein binding. Lineage: Eukaryota; Metazoa; Chordata; Actinopteri; Cypriniformes; Xenocyprididae.